AAACGAUGGUCCAUUUGGCGCGGAUUACCAUCGUAUGUUGAGGGAUCACUGUACAUCGCUCCUCGCUAAAAAGAGCAGGGGCCCCGUCCAGGAGAUCAUGGAGGGCCCCAGCGGUCAGACUCCCCAGCUACUUAUUGCCUAUCCUGUGGUGAGGGGGUUAAGAAAUUUUUGCUGGAGUUCUCCUUCAACACUAGGCAAAAAUAAUUCAUCAAAACGUGCCACCAACAGGAGCAUCAAAUGUACCCCGGAGUCAAGAAGUACAGCAAAUAGUUCAGCCCAGAAGAUCAAUCGUGGGAAAGGGAUACAAGAUGACCAGCACUAAGAUGGAGGAAAUAACCCUGAACCUCGGGGAUCUGGACCUGACCUCCGAUGACAUCACUCUGGACAACGUCAGCAUCCACAUUCAGGAGAACCUGGAGGACGCCCUCGUUCAGGAGGCCUUGAAAACGGGUGUCGACCUCCGACAGUACUCCAAGCAAGUGGAGAUGGAGCUGCAGCAGAUAGAACACGUGUCCAUCAAGGACUAUAUAGAACAGAGUCAGAACAUCGCCUCCCUCCAUAACCAGAUCAUCGCCUGUGAUGCCAUUCUGGAGAGGAUGGGCCUCAUGCUGGGCGGCUUCCAGUCUGACCUCAGCUCCAUCAGCUCGGAGAUCCAGUCCUUACAGGAGAUGUCCUUGGCCAUGAACAUAAAGCUGAAGAACCGUCAGACAGUGAGGAGUGAGCUGAGCGAGCUGGUGGACGAGCUGAUCAUUCCCAACAUCAUGAUAAGUGUCAUUCUGGACGUCCCGGUCACAGAGCAGCAGUUUGUGGAGCAGUUACAGGAGCUGAACAACAAGAUAAACUACGUGAAGGAGCAAUCGUUCAGGGACACCCAGGCCUGCGGGGACGUACAGGACACUCUGCAAAAACUCAAGAUCAAGGCCGUAGCUAAAGUCCGCGAGUUCAUUCUGCAAAAGAUCUAUUCCUUCCGGAAACCUAUGACUAACUACCAGAUUCCCCAGAAUGCACUGCUCAAAUACAGGUUCUUCUAUCAGUUCCUCCUGGGGAAUGAGAGAUCUGUUGCUCAGGAAAUCCAGGACGAGUACGUGGAGACCAUGAGCAAAGUUUACUUGUCUUACUUCAAGUCUUAUACCAGCCGCCUGAUGAAAGUGCAGUACGAGGAAGUUGCAGAGAAAGGCGAUCUGAUGGGCCUAGAAGACACCGCCAAAAAAGGCUUCUUCUCCAAGCCGGCGUUGCGGAAUAAGAACACAGUGUUCACCGUGGGGAACAGAGCGGCCAUCAUUAGCCCCACAGAGCUGGAGGCUCCGAUCAUUGUGCCGCACACCGCGCAGAGGAGCGACGUCAGAUACCCGUUCGAGUCUCUGUUCCGCAGUCAGCACUACGCCCUCCUGGACAACAGCUGCCGAGAAUUCCUCUUCUUGUCGGACUUUUUCUUGGUGAGCGGCGCCGCAGCGCAGGAGCUGUUCAAUACGGUGAUGGGCCGGACGCUAUCCAUGUUCCUGAAGCACAUUGAUUCCUAUGUGUCCGACUGCUACGACAGCAUCGCCAUCAUCCUGUGCAUACACAUCGUGCUCCGAUUCAAGGGCAUUGCCCAGAGGAGGGACAUCCCCGCCAUCGACAAGUACUGGGACGCUCUGCUGGAGAUGUUGUGGCCGCGCUUCCAGCAUAUAUUGGAGCUGAAUAUACAGAGCAUCCGGAACACAGACCCUCAGAAACUGGGGACUCUAGACACCAGGCCGCACUAUAUAACAAGACGUUAUGCGGAGUUCUCCUCGGCCAUUGUUAGCAUAAACCAGACAUUUCCAAACGAGAAGACGAACGUCCUCCUGGGCCAUCUGCAGUCGGAGGUGGAGAACUUUGUCCUGAGGAUGGCGGCUGAAUUCUCGUCUCGGAAGGAGCAGCUCAUCUUCCUGAUCAAUAACUACGACAUGAUGCUCGGCGUCCUCAUGGAACGGGCGUCUUCUGACAGUAAAGAGGUGGAAAGUUUCCAGCAGCUCCUGACGGCGCGGACCCAGGAGUUCAUAGAAGAGAUCCUGUCUCCAUCUUUCGGGGGAAUGAUCGCCUUCGUAAAAGAAUCGGAAGCUCUUAUAGAGAAGGGGCAGCAGGAUCGGCUGAGGAGCGAGGAAGCUCGCGUGGCUCUUCUGGUGCGAGGCUUCUCUUCCACGUGGAAACAGGCGGUAGAAAUGCUGAGUCAGGACGUCAUGAGGUCGUUCACCAACUUCAAGAAUGGCACCAGCAUAAUACAGGGGGCGCUCACGCAGCUGAUCCAGUACUAUCACCGAUUCCAUAAGAUCCUCUCCCAGCCCCCGCUCAGGAAUCUUCCGGUUUGCUCAGAAUUAAUAAAUCUUCAUCAUCUGAUGGUCGAGCUCAAGAAACAUAAACCGAACUUCUGAGGCGUCUGGAUGGUCACGCAAUGUAUCAUAGGAUCUACACUACCGUCUCGUGUGCAAUGUCUUCUAUUGUUUUUAAAUUAAUUUAAAAUGGUAAAUGUGUCCCUAAUAAAGUAAAAGUACUCCGCA
Molecule: messenger RNA, 2519 nt
Organism: Hyla sarda
Lineage: Eukaryota; Metazoa; Chordata; Amphibia; Anura; Hylidae
Gene: VPS52
Product: VPS52 subunit of GARP complex
Exons: 20
Coding region: 309-2393 (694 amino acids)
Biological process (GO): endocytic recycling; lysosomal transport; Golgi to vacuole transport
Cellular component (GO): GARP complex
Molecular function (GO): syntaxin binding
Source: RefSeq, a predicted model, not a curated record